Messenger RNA from Malania oleifera, 929 nucleotides. RefSeq lists its product as uncharacterized. Gene Ontology annotation, biological process: hypoxanthine metabolic process; guanine salvage; purine ribonucleoside salvage. NCBI's taxonomy places the organism in Eukaryota, Viridiplantae, Streptophyta, Magnoliopsida, Santalales, Ximeniaceae. Bases 128 to 709 code for a protein of 193 amino acids. Gene Ontology annotation, molecular function: hypoxanthine phosphoribosyltransferase activity; magnesium ion binding. The record is from RefSeq and is a predicted model, not a curated record. The transcript has 3 exons.
AGGGUUGUACUGGUUAUGUGCCCCUUAAACCUUAUCCCUCACUGUAACUACUGCUAAACCCCAACCUGUUCACUUGCAGGCGCCACAAACUCAUUUUGAAGCUUUGUAUCCGUAACCUCCUCUCACCAUGGCUACGGGUUUGGAUCAUCAUAUAGAGAGGGUUCUAUGGUCUGAGGAGGUUAUAUCAGAGCGAGUAUCAGAGCUCGCCUCUCAAAUCUCCAGCGAUUUUGGUCCUCUCUCCUCUUCUUCUUCUUCUCCUCCGGUCAUCGUCGGCGUCGCCACCGGCGCUUUCCUCUUCCUGGCCGACCUCGUCCGUAGGAUCCCCCUCCCCCUUGCCGUUGAUUUCAUUCGCGCCGAGUCCUACGGCUGUGGAACCGAGUCCAAUGGUGCUCCCGAAAUUUCCUUCGAUUUGAAGCUUGAUGUUCAAGGGAAGCACGUUAUUCUGGUUGAGGACAUUGUAGAUACAGGGAGCACCAUAUUUGCUCUCAUUUCAAUCUUAAAAUCUAAAGGAGCAUCUUCUGUUUCAGUGUGCGCAUUCCUAGACAAACCAGUGAGGCGAAAAGUUUAUUUUGAGCUUGUCGGUAAAGGAAAGUUCUACCGGGGCUUUGAGUGUCCAGAUUAUUUUGUUGUGGGUUAUGGAAUGGACUUUGCCGAACUCUACAGGAACCUACCUUAUGUUGGUGUCUUGAAGCCUGAAUACUACAAGUGAAAUGAUUUGUCACAAUGACAGAUGCAUACAACUAUUUAGUUUUUGGUUGCUCCAUCUGAUUUUCUGUGUAUUGAAAACCCCUGGCAAUGGUAUAUGUGAGAUGCAAGAUGAAAUGCUAGGCAUCUUUUGAGGAUGUGCUUCCUGAACGUAUUGAAUAUAUCUUUGUAGCUAGCAAGGCUAUCAACACUGCGAAUGAGAUUCAGGAUCAGUUUGGGUGAAA